Messenger RNA from Macrobrachium nipponense, 2384 nucleotides. Its product is annotated as immunoglobulin domain-containing protein oig-4-like. The record is from RefSeq and is a predicted model, not a curated record. The transcript has 5 exons. Bases 1114 to 1647 code for a protein of 177 amino acids. Lineage: Eukaryota; Metazoa; Arthropoda; Malacostraca; Decapoda; Palaemonidae.
AGGUCGGAGCGGGCCAAGCUCUCAGUGUUAGUAGUUUCCAGCUCUUGCGCCACCCAACCCCAAAGUUCCUCGGCAUCCAUCUUCCUCACAACGACUCCGUUCCCGUGAGAGACAGAAAGAGAGAGAGAGAGAGAGAGAGAAAACGUGCGAGAGAAUCAGACAGGUCACGAGUCAACUGAGGAACUCCUUCAGGCAAUCUCCCGUCUUCCAACUCUCCCGAUCACAAGACCAAAGACCGACUUGUGAUGCCCGGGGAAGGACCAAUAGGACCUGCCAUGACCGAGGAUCCCCGUGAUUUGCUCCUCAUGACUAGAAUACUCAAACUUAUCCUAUAGGACCUUGAGAAAUAGUGACUCAAUCUUAUCCUAUACGACCCUGAGGACAGAUUAUGAAAGCUUAUUUCACAGGUCCAAAAACAGGUUAUUUCAUCUUAUCCCGUUAAGACUCCGCUAACAAGUCAUCCAAUAUUAGCGUGCAGGGCUCAGUGCACAGGCUAUUCGCCCAACUGUGACAUCGAGACGAUUAAGAAAGUGCUACUCAAUGAACGUAGAAGAACAUAUGCAAAACUAACGCGAUCAAGUGGCAUUGUGAUACCGACAACGAACCUAGUGGACAGAAACUAACUAAAGUAAUGUAAAUGCUACUUAUAUACCUACAUAAUCUAUGACAUAAAGGAAUAACCGAACCGUUAUAUUUCUAUAGCAAUAACUUUCCAUACAAAAGAUAUCAACCUGUGAAACUUGUACCCAAAGAAAACACAAAAAUACUAAGAUAAAAACUUCAUGUUCCUAUUAGCUCUAAUGCAAUAUUAAUUAAAGAUAUAAAUAUAAAUACUAUUUUUACCACUCUUUUAUUAAGGAAAAGUACACGAAGACAGCAAAAGACAACACUAUCUCAGAAGAAGAGAAAACCAGUCCUCAGAAAUAUCCCAAAGUGUCAGACAACAUAUCACAUCAGUGUGCCCUAAAAUUUAAGUGUUCUAGAGUUUAUUUUUAGUAACCGGACAGUGUUGAACUUAUCAAGGGGCAACUUGACCCUGAAAACAGAACUAAACAAAAAGUGACUCUGUGAUACCAAGAACUGGUGUGGCCUGUGAUCAAGACGGAACCUAUCAUGAAUUUCUUAUGGUGUGUCCUGAGCUUCCUGCUGCUUCACAUCAUCUCCUACGAGCAGGGAGGCGUGAUGAGCAGCGUGCCCUAUUCCUAUAAUUCCAUGGGCUUAUGGGGCCACAACGUGGUGGCUCCUCCUGUAUGGGGCCAUCCGCCGAAAAUCUACAGGCACCGCCGGGUCUCUCACAAUAAAAAUCCCCAGCUGAAGAAGGAAAGGAAAAUCAGCCAAGGCGCCGCCCGCGUGGUCCAGUCUUCCCAUUACGAACUGGAGUACAUCCUGGGUCGUAAGAUAAUCUUCAUCUGCACAGCCCGUGGAAAUCCCAGGCCCAGGAUCACAUGGUACAAGGACGGGGUGGAACUCUACGCUCACAACUAUUUCCAGGUCCACGAGUGGGAGAUCGGGAAGCACAAACUAAAGAGCAAGAUGGAGAUCGACCCAGCAACCCCGAUGGACGUUGGGUACUACGAAUGCCAGGCCAACAACAUGCACGCUGUUGACCACAGGGGAUUCCGCACACAGUACACAACGCGAAUGUAAGCGCUGGCUAAGGGCAAUCAAGCUGCCACGCCCUUGCAAGCAUACUCCGGACACCAGCGACUGUUUAAACACAAUGCCCGCCCAACAGGUGUUCCAAAUGAUCAGUGACUAAUUGGUUGUGUGGCAUCUCAAGCAGCAAUCGUCAGUUUUUGUCUAGUCAUUCAAAAUUGAGGUCAUUCAUAGAGAUAAAAUGAUCGUGUAGCCCAAAAGAUUUUGCUUCAUUUUUCUCUUCUUAUUUCCUGGCUAUAGAUGGCAAUAACUGCGUCAUUUCAAGGUGUAUAACACUAACAUAUGAUAUUUAGUCACGUCGAUAAACACUGUGCUAGAUAUAUUCACAUAGUUCUUAGAUACUCAAGAGAAUUAUUGUAAUACUGCAGUCAAUCUUUAGCAAUUUUAAUGUAUUUUAAUCAAGAACAUUUGCUUCCAUCUAAUGCAAUAAGUUUUUUCCGCAAUUGGAAGUUAGUCUGUUUUCAUUUUAAACUGAAUGGCAAAACUGGACACAUUUUCAUUCACCAUCUUCAGGGAAGAUAUAUAUAUAUAUAUAUAUAUAUAUAUAUAUAUAUAUAUAUAUAUAUAUAUAUAUAUAAAUAUACAUAAGUUACAUCUUAUCCUUUAAAUAAAGGUAUGCGUACAAAGAUGUCAAUAAUGUAUAUUAACUACUAACAUAUCACACAUGCAUGUGUGUAUUAAUGUGUACGUGAGCAUGUAUGCAUUCAUUUGUGUGAAAUGGAAAUUAU